Penicillium mononematosum is the source of this 1446-nucleotide messenger RNA. RefSeq names its product histone acetyltransferase catalytic subunit HAT1 (gene hat1). Gene Ontology annotation, biological process: subtelomeric heterochromatin formation. The record is from RefSeq and is a predicted model, not a curated record. Bases 1 to 1446 code for a protein of 481 amino acids. Gene Ontology annotation, molecular function: histone H4 acetyltransferase activity. Gene Ontology annotation, cellular component: nucleus. NCBI's taxonomy places the organism in Eukaryota, Fungi, Ascomycota, Eurotiomycetes, Eurotiales, Aspergillaceae. The transcript is spliced from 5 exons.
AUGGCGAGCGAAGAUGGAUGGUCUUGCAACGCCAACGAUGCGGUCCAUGUUACCGUCAUUCAACCUGGCGAGAAGAAGCCGAAAACACUUUCGACGUUCCACCCCCAAUUCACCUAUCCUAUCUUUGGUGACGAUGAGCAAAUCUUUGGCUACAGAGGCUUAAUUAUCCGUUUGCGUUUUGCGGCUCAUGAUUUGCGCCCUCAUUUACACAUUUCCUACGACGAGAAGUUCAAGUCGGUCGGUGACACAGCUGCUGUCGAUCUUCUCGACACUUUGAAACCCUUUGUCCAAAAAGAGGCUUUCGCCAAUCUCCAAGACUAUGAACAAGCUGUUCAAAACGACCCUGACGCGAAAGAUUUCAAGCCCCCAGGCGAGUUUGUCAUUGGCUACGAGGUCGAAGACAGAAAAUAUGAGAUAUGGGCUGGAUCGCUUGCGAACCCGGAAGUGCGGAGAAUUCUGGAUCGCAUGCAGGUUCUCGUCUCCCUCUUCAUUGAAGCUGGAACUCCCCUAGAGACGAAUGACCCAGAGUGGACACUUGACCGGUGGAGGGUAUAUUUCGUGUAUGAGAAGGUGACUCCUCCGACACCAACAGCAUCAUCAUAUUCGAUCGUCGGAUAUGCUACAACGUACCGCUAUUGGUAUUACCAGCGGGAUCAGUCACAGACCCCCACAGUCAAGAACGACGCGUUCCCGCCACCAGAAGUCAACAUUUCGGAGCUUCCUGCACGGAACCGCAUUGCUCAGUUCCUCAUUCUCCCUUCACACCACCGCGCCGGCCACGGCACUCAUCUAUAUACGACAAUCCACGCGGCCUGCAUCGCAGACCCAACCAUUCUAGAAUUAACCAUCGAAGACCCCAAUGAACAGUUCGACGCGCUGCGGGACACAGCUGAUUAUUGUCUGCUGCGGCCGGAGUUCCUGAAGCACAAUGUGCCCACUUCCGCCCUCAUCCCCACCAAACUGCUCCACGACAUCCGCAAAUCGUUCAAGAUCGAACCUACGCAGUUCGCACACGUUCUGGAGAUGUACCUCCUCGGUCAGAUCCCUCAAAGCCACCGCCUGGCCGGCGGCACAAACCUCGCUCGACUGUUGAUCAAAAAGUUCAAGGCCGAAAAUGAGAAUGACCGACGCUACUACUGGUGGCGUAUGCUGACCAAGCAGCGUCUCUAUAAAAAACACAAAGAACUUUUGAACGAACUGGAGCUUCUCGAUCGGGUGGAGAAGCUUGAUGCUACGGUCCAAAAUGUGGAGGAAGGUUACGAGAUUACAUUGGAUGCGCUCGCGGGCCGCUUGCCAGAAGAUGAAUCGGAUGAAGAGGCAGAGGCCAACGAGCAGGCUAGCAAGGCUCCUACUGGUAGCCGAGACCGGCGUGCCAAGCGCAAGCUCACGGUUAUGGAUGAUGAAGAGGAGGAUGAAACAGAGCUAGCUAAGCGACCAAAGGUUUAG